UUCUUUUCACAGUCUGCUACCCUCAUUGCAUUCAUUUAACUGCUGCUGCGCCCACUAGUGGUUCCAACCCGGCUACAGGCUGCGACUCGGGCGGACUGGGCUGCUCAGCUGCUUCCUCUCCCACCAACUCAUCCACUGACUCCACUAACACCAGCCAUGCUAUUAACGCCAUCUCCCACGCCUCCCCUCCUCCCAUCCCCUCCACCUCCACCCCUAGCAUGCCUCUAACCUCAGCCUUCAGCACCAGCUUUAGCAGCAGCAGCACUUCCAGCUCCUCCUCUUCCUCUGCUUCUGCCUCCAUCAACACUACCACUACUUCGCCUCCAUCCACCACUGCUCCCAUUGCUUCAACCAGCAGCACACAUGCUGAACAGACAACCAGCAUCACUGCAGCCGUUUCAUCUGCUAGCACUAACCAUGCAGACACUAACAGCACAGCGCUUGUUUCUUCCUUCGUUUCUUCACCUGAACCUUAUCCAGGGACGACUCUCCAGCUGCCGUUUCUAACCACCAACCAUCCGUCGACUAACAAAGCCGAUGUUUCUUCUCUGGACGGUUUGUUCUACCGGGUUUCCUUCACGGUGGAGUCUAAGCUCAGCCAGCAGGAGGUGCAGCGAGCCACAGCGCUUUGGAUUAAUCAAACUUUUCAGAACUGGACCCAUUCUUUGGAUUACAUCAGAGUUCAGCAGAACGCAGCCUUGAACAGUUUCACCUGCCAGGUGCUGCUGAUGAUCACCAACGAGAGCCUGGGUGAAGCCGACGUGUUGGACCAGCUGAACAACAACCCGGCCGGCACCAGCCUGCUGGGCCAGGCUGCCAACAUCAACGUUCACCAGAUCGAGAACUGCCCAGAGGACAACAACCUCCACUACCUGUGGCCUGAGACCAAACCCAGAGUCACUCACUUCCUGCCCUGCUUCCCCAACAAGGACCAGAGCGCCUCCAGAACCUGUUUGAUAAACCCAGAAACCUUCCAGUCUGUCUGGUCGGCUGCAAACCUCACCAACUGCUCAGUCACUGCAGAAAAUGCAGCAGGCGUGGCGGAGCAGCUGGCAAACUUCACCAAGAACACUCUGUCCAGGGAGGAGGUCUCUCAGGUCGUGACGAAGGUCCAGGAACUGGUCAGCGUCGCCAAGAUCGACACGGCGGUGGCCGAAUCAGUGGUCCAUAUCAUCUCUAACGUCAUGGUCAGCUCAGAGAAAGCGUCCAACAUAGCUCUGAAAGCUGUGGACGAACUGGCUAAGAAGGUGGAGUUUGAUGGUGCGUCGGUGCACAUCAACUCUAAAAACCUGGCUCUGGGCGUCCUGGCGCUCGACUCCAGAUCGUUCAACGGGACGUCAUUCAGCGCCUUCUUCCCUCCAAACUCCACUGACCCCCAGAUCGAGUUCGACCGGACAGCCAACCCGUUGGCUCAGGUCACGCUUCCCGCCUCGCUGCUCUCCGGAGUCUCUGCGGACGUUUUCAGCCGCUCGUCUCUGUCCAGGAUCAACUUCAUGUUCUUCAGCAGCCCCAGCCUCUUCAUGAAAGAGCAGAAAGGUUUGUCUCUGAACAGCUACGUGGUGGCCAGCAGCGUCGGGAACAUUUCCAUCACGGACCUGCAGGAUCCGGUGAAGAUCGAGAUCGCACAUCUGUCUGAUCAGGGGUCGUCGCGUAGAAAAUGUGUUUUCUGGGACUUCAGCAUGAACAGGGGCGAUGGAGGCUGGAAUAACCGCGGCUGCAGCGUUUCUAAAGAAUCGACCUCCAGCAGGACCAUCUGCCUCUGCAACCACCUGACCCACUUCGGCAUCCUGAUGGACAUUUCCCAGACUUCCUUUAGAAUCGAUCCAGAGAACAAGAAGGUCCUGACGUUCCUGUCCUACAUUGGCUGCGGCAUCUCGGCCAUCUGCUCGGCUGCCACGCUCCUCACCUACAUCGCCUUCGAGAAACUGCGACGGGAUUAUCCGUCAAAGAUCCUGAUGAACCUGAGCACGUCGCUGCUGUUCCUCAACAUCGUGUUCCUGUUGGACGGUUGGCUCGCCAGUAUGGUCUACAGCGAGGGGCUGUGCAUCUCUGCAGCCGUCCUGUUGCACUACUUCCUGCUGACGUCCUUCACCUGGAUGGGCCUGGAGUCGGUGCACAUGUACAUCGCUCUGGUCAAAGUCUUCAACACCUACAUACGCAGAUACAUCCUCAAGUUCUGCAUCGUGGGAUGGGGUUUACCUGCAGUGCUGGUGGGAAUCGUUGUCACGGCGAAUAAAGACUAUUACGGCGUCUUGAAUAACCACACCGAUGAUUCAGCAAUGAUGUGUUGGAUCAAGGAGAAGAGCGUUUUCUACACAACCUGCGUUGGUUAUUUCUGCCUGAUGUUCCUGCUCAACGUGGCCAUGUUCAUCGUGGUGAUGAUGCAGAUCUGCGGCCGCAACGGCAAACGCAGCAACCGCACCCUGCGAGAAGAGAUUCUCAGGAACCUGCGGAGCGUGGUGAGCCUCACCUUCCUGCUCGGGAUGACCUGGGGCUUCGCUCUGUUCGCCUGGGGACCCGUCUACCUGACCUUCACCUACCUGUUCACCAUCUUCAACUCCCUGCAAGGUCUCUUCAUAUUUAUCUUCCACUGCGCUCUGAAGGAAAACGUGCAGAAGCAGUGGAGAAGAUACCUCUGCUGUGGCCCCUACAGGCUCUCAGAAAACUCAGACUGGAGUAAAACGGCCACCAACAACACGAAGAAGGUGAGCUCAGACAACCUGGCCAAGUCGCUGUCCUCCAGCUCCUUCGGCUCCAGCACCAUCAACUGGACCUCCAAGGCUAAAGCCACACUGACACCGUUCUCCAAGCGAAACAGGAACACAGACAAAUGUUUCUCCAACCAGACCAGCCCCAAGUGUGUCUCCUCAUCCUCUUCCUCCUCGGAUGUGGAGCCUAACUCGUCUUCCUCCUCCUCCUCCAUCCUUCCUGUCAGUCAGAUGAUUGACAAGGUGAGAGAUUACUGCUCCACGCGCACCGACAACUUCUACAAAAACAUCAUCAUGUCCGACAGUUUCGCCAACUGCACCCGGCUCUAGAGCUGCAGCUCCAGCUUCUGGAAGACCUUUUCUCUUUGUAAAUAUUCACGACUCGCUUUCAGCCUGGGAUGCGCCUCGUUCUGGAACAUCUUCAGGCGUUUAAGGCUCCUCUGUUGUUGCCAGAGGAGAUUGUUCUGAAUCUAAAGGAGCUUGGGGAAUCUUUGCAGAUCUGACCGGGAACGUCUUCUGGAACGUUUCCUUUUCCGUCCAGGAAAACGGAUCAGCCUUUCCGCCGUCCUAUUACGCACCUACAAUCUUAAGGAACAUGUUUUAUUUUAUUGUUUUCUUGUGUUAUAUGUGUUUGUUUGGUAUUGUAUAAGUAGUAGGAGUUUUACAAUGUGGAAAUCAUUUAGAUUGAGAAAUUUGUUCAAGUUCAGCUCAUUAAAACAGAAUCAGUGACAUUAAAAUCUAGUCCUGUCCUCAAAAUUUCUAUAAAUUAUGACAGAAUCAAUAAUUCAAUAAUUCCCCAAACCAGCUUUAAUGCAACACAGAAGAUUUUCUGAUGACCAAACGAGCAAAGUGUCUCAAGGCCAGAGAAACAACUGGCUGUUGCAAAAUAAAUUAUUAAAAAUAUAACAGCUGCAAACCGUAAGAAGCAAAAAAGUUAUUUUUCAAAAUGCUUGGUGGGAGUCCACAGCUGAGGGCUCCUGCUUUCUGCAUGGAGGGUCUUUCCUGGUGGUUGUUGGUGGUGGACUUUAAUUAUAAUAAAUAUUUACAUAAAUCUGACUGAGAUGAGACUGAGAUCAUGAAUUAGAAAUAAAUAUCUGGACCUUAUUUAGCCAUGAACGUUUAGACUUUCUUCUCUUAUAUAUUCCACACAAAAUCAGCUCAAUAAAAGACUAUAAAUCAUUUAAACAGUCGUCAAACCACCAAUACUGUAGCAGCUUAACUGAUUUAAAUGUAGGCGACAUGGACUUAUGGUGCCGUUUGUAAAGUCACACUGUCAAAACUGAACAGCAACAGUUUGGUUUAUAAAGCCAAACUGGAGAAAAACAUUAUUUCACUCACAAGUUCACCAUGUUGUUCAGUCAUUUAUUCACUGCUUAAAACUAAAUAUUUAACAUUUAGUCAACCAACUAAAUAUUUAGCUCCAAACAAAAUGUUCAGCAAGCUGAGUAUUUAGCUUCAAGCUAAGCAUUUAUAGUUACCAGGGUAAAUGCUUGAUUUUAGACAACAUGAAGCCACCUGUAAGCUAAAUAUUUAGUUAAGUAUGUAGUUGGUAAGCUGAAUAUCUAGCUCAGUAUAUUUGAUUUGAAGCUGUGACAUUUAUAAAUAAAUGCAUAACAUGAUGAAAUUAUUUACCAGCUAAAUAACCCAAACUACUGCUGGUCAUUUUUGACUGCAUGUGUUUUAUUUACUAUUGCAGCUGUAAUACAAAAAAUCUUUUCUGUAUUUCCUGAGUGGUUGAGAGCUAAAUGGUGGUUAAUAUGGUGACAUAUUUCCGUAUUGUAUAAGUUAUUUUCUGGCAGUAAGUAUGUCUUUAAGUGUUAUGGAAACAUCUGGCAGUGACCACAUGAUGCCUCCUGGAUUCAUUCAGGACUGAAGCUCCGCUGCUCAUGCAGACAAAAACCUUUUCCAUUUAAACUCAAAGAGAGGAAUGUUAAUCAUCACUUUAAUAAUCUGUUUAUACACACAGAAUAAGCUAUAAAGAGCAAAAUAUGGCAGCAGUUUUCACUCUGAUGUAGCUUCAGCCUCACCAAAGACAGAAUACUUUGGGUGAAUUUUGCUUCCUGAGUGUUCACUAGAACCAAAUGAUCUUUUGCAAACUCUGCAGAGCACAGAAACCCUCCUGGAAUCAGUUUGAGACACGUCAAGUCACAGGAACAAACCCUAAGUUAGAAACGACCCAUAAAACCUCCCAGUUUUCCACAUCCACGCGUCUCCAGGAUGACGAGGUGCUUCAGUUUGGAGCUAUAGGGUGGUCAGAGACGCUGAUGCGAUCCUACUGUAUCAUGUAACCGCCGGACUGUAAAAAGGGAAAGAGCCGGAGAGAAAUGGGCUGUUAUGUUCUGUUGUCUUUUUUAAUACUGUGAUGUUUGUUUGUGGAGCCAUAUCCUCUGUAAAUAGUGAUCUCUCUGUUCGAUGUGCCUCAUUCUGUGUGUGGAUGCAGGAAGCUGCAGUCCGGAUCGUUGUGAAGCUCCGAGUGCAGAACGGAUGAGACGGGAAAGACCAAACGGACUUGGUCCAGAUUAGACUUCUGUGUUGUUAGGAAACUGAUCUUUGAUUUCUCUCUGCAGCUGUUUGGGUGAAGAUUAAAUAAAUACACUUUAUUGUUACAUAAGCAGACUUUUUCCACCUUUAUGCUGCUUCAUUUUA
Molecule: messenger RNA, 5354 nt
Organism: Poecilia latipinna (sailfin molly)
Lineage: Eukaryota; Metazoa; Chordata; Actinopteri; Cyprinodontiformes; Poeciliidae
Product: G-protein coupled receptor 126-like
Exons: 28
Coding region: 219-3038 (939 amino acids)
Biological process (GO): adenylate cyclase-activating G protein-coupled receptor signaling pathway; cell surface receptor signaling pathway; heart trabecula formation
Cellular component (GO): plasma membrane
Molecular function (GO): G protein-coupled receptor activity; laminin binding
Source: RefSeq, a predicted model, not a curated record